Molecule: messenger RNA, 1975 nt
Organism: Rhineura floridana
Lineage: Eukaryota; Metazoa; Chordata; Lepidosauria; Squamata; Rhineuridae
Gene: GET3
Product: guided entry of tail-anchored proteins factor 3, ATPase
Exons: 7
Coding region: 477-1532 (351 amino acids)
Biological process (GO): post-translational protein targeting to endoplasmic reticulum membrane
Cellular component (GO): GET complex
Molecular function (GO): ATP hydrolysis activity; ATP binding
Source: RefSeq, a predicted model, not a curated record
CAAUGUUGCUAGGAUGCCAACGCACGUCCAAAAGGCAGAAGUAUUGCUACCAGAUCGCGUGCAUAUGCUCCGCCAAGGACUGGCAGUUCCUCUAGCCCAAUCACGAACGGGCUGUUGAAACGGAAUAAUCCAUGAUGAAAAAGUACCAAUCAGAGGUAACUAGAGGCGGGCGUUUAAGCCUCCUUCAGGAAUUGGAAUCAGGAUCCUAUCAGGAAAGGAAGCUGCUGGCCAAUCUGCUAGAGCACGACUAGUUUGGGCACGACCAUAACCACCGGCCAGGAAGGGGUGUAUUGCACUGUGUUAUUCAUCCUUUUUUGUGACGCACCGAUUUGAUCGCUUUGUAUGAUUAAGGAGAUGAAGAGCAGGGCGAGGUAGGGCAGAGCGCGUGUAUUUCUUUGGUCGCCGCCGGGGGAAGAAAUCUGAUUCUCCCUAAAAAUGGUGUAGUCUGGCAUCUUGUCACGUGAUUUCGUUUCAAGAUGGCAGCAGCGGCGGCGGCGGCGUCUGGGUUGGCAACAGAGGCGGAUGAGUUCGAGGACGCUCCCGACGUGGAGCCGCUGGAGCCGACACUGAGUAACAUCAUCGACCAGCGGAGCCUGAAAUGGAUUUUCGUCGGUGGGAAGGGAGGUGUCGGCAAGACCACUUGCAGCUGCAGCCUAGCUGUGCAGCUCUCCAAAGUGCGGGAGAGUGUCCUCAUCAUCUCCACUGAUCCUGCUCAUAACAUCUCAGAUGCCUUUGACCAGAAAUUUUCCAAGGUUCCCACCAAAGUAAAGGGCUAUGAUAACCUUUUUGCCAUGGAGAUUGAUCCCAGCCUAGGUGUAGCUGAACUUCCAGAUGAGUUUUUUGAGGAGGAUAACAUGCUGAGUAUGGGCAAGAAGAUGAUGCAAGAGGCAAUGAGUGCCUUUCCCGGUAUUGAUGAAGCCAUGAGCUACGCUGAAGUGAUGAGGUUGGUGAAGGGGAUGAAUUUCUCCGUGGUGGUGUUUGACACAGCACCCACUGGGCACACACUACGGCUGCUCAAUUUCCCCACCAUCGUGGAGCGGGGGCUGGGCCGCCUGAUGCAGAUAAAGAACCAGAUCAGUCCCUUCAUAUCGCAGAUGUGCAACAUGCUUGGCCUGGGAGACAUGAAUGCUGACCAGCUGGCCUCCAAGCUGGAGGAGACCCUCCCUGUCAUUCGCUCAGUCAGUGAACAGUUCAAGGAUCUGGAGCAAACUACAUUCAUCUGUGUCUGCAUUGCUGAGUUUCUGUCCUUGUAUGAAACGGAGCGGCUCAUCCAGGAACUGGCCAAGUGCAAGAUCGACACCCACAAUAUCAUAGUCAAUCAGCUGGUCUUCCCUGACCCAGAGAAGCCCUGCAAGAUGUGUGAGGCCCGACACAAAAUCCAGUCCAAAUACCUUGACCAGAUGGAAGACCUCUAUGAAGACUUUCACAUUGUAAAGCUGCCACUCUUGCCCCAUGAAGUGCGAGGGGCUGACAAAGUCAACACCUUUUCAAGUCUGCUACUGGAGCCCUACAAACCACCCAGUGCAAAAUGAAACCCCUGUGGACUGGCUCCUACUGUUUUCCCUCUCCACGCCUGCCCUUUCCCACCCCUUAUCUGCUGGAACUCCUUCCCUUCCAGUGGCCUCUCUUCUGUUGAAAUUGUGUGAAUAAGAGGCUUGUGGUGGGGUUGGAAGUGGCAGAAUUUGGUGUUCCCACUUCUUUCUGCCCUGAUCCUGAUACUUAACUCCUUGGGACAUCCCAAAACCAUCCACAACAUUAAAUCCCUUCUCCUCACUGACCAGCUAGCUUAUUUAAACUAGGGCCACCUUUUGUUUCUCUUUCACUCUGGCAUCUCACUGGAUCAUGUUUCCUGGGGCUGAUGCCAUUCUGGCUGAAGUCUAGUCAGGUGCUGUGAUGACACAGAGACUGUCAGUCUUGCAACACCAAGGCCAUCAGUGCUAAUGGGAAGUAUGUAAAUAAACUGUAAGGGAAAUGA